Messenger RNA from Penicillium crustosum, 1911 nucleotides. RefSeq lists its product as uncharacterized. Gene Ontology annotation, molecular function: protein serine/threonine phosphatase activity. The transcript is spliced from 2 exons. Lineage: Eukaryota; Fungi; Ascomycota; Eurotiomycetes; Eurotiales; Aspergillaceae. Gene Ontology annotation, cellular component: nucleus; cytoplasm. The record is from RefSeq and is a predicted model, not a curated record. Bases 1 to 1911 code for a protein of 636 amino acids.
AUGGGUCAGCAAUAUUCUCUGGGGGACAACGCGGGCUCACAGGACCCGUCGCAUUCCCACCCCCCAUUCUCUGAAUCGGACUCCGAGGGAUCUAUACGUCCGAUUCACGGCUCAAUUGACUCCGAAAUUCCUAGCGCGUUGGACAGCCCCCAUGUGUCUAUCAACCUCUCCGAUAAAACGGCGUUCAAAUUGAUGGAAGCAUCUCUUUCCAAAUUCAACAAACUCAUCACGUCUGACUCGCUUGCGGAACACGAAGAUGAAUUUCCACUAGAAUCAUGGAGGGAUGAGCUGUCUCGGUUCCACGUAUGGGUUAGGACUGUUGGAGACCAUCAAGAUGGUAAAGGGUCUGUAAUCUACCGCCUCACAUGCGAGCCGCAUCUCUAUAGCCAGAGUGUGAGACUCCUAGAGAGCUUUCAGGAGUUGCUUAUCGACCUCGGAGAUGCCUUAUCUGGGGAUAAUUCAAGCUAUGAAUCCCAGUACGAAGAAGGGAGAGACAAUAUCAAUGAAUUUACAGGGAUCCAGCAUAUCCACCAAACAAUGAAGGAGACACUAAGUUAUCUCAAUCGGGUUUCUGCAAUGAUCCCCAAAACAGCAAGACCCACUGUUCUCAAUGAUAAUCAGACCAUCAGAUCAGACGUUGGCCCAGUCAAGUCCGUGGGAACUCAACUGAUCUCAAAUGCUGGCAAUUCCCAGUCCCUGUGGUCCAGCACGUCCUCACCCCGAGGCACCCCUAGCCCUCCACUAUCGUCAUUCAUUCCGAGCAGUCUAUAUCAAGAUCUAAAGGUUGUGGAUUCAACGGAAAGGUGUGGCGAGGUAAACUGCGUGGCGGAAGGCCCCCUUAGUAGCGCGCCGCCUGCUGGAAUUUCUCAGGUUGCAGGCGAAUCCAUCUUGAUCAUCAAGGAAAAGCAAUCAAUCUCAGCCAAUAACCCAAUGGGCAACCCAGGAGCUUCCAGUACGACAAUGUAUAAUCUAAAGUCCAUCGAUCUAGACGACAUCAUCUCGCGGCUCCUAGAUACAGGACAUUCGACCAGAUUCCACCGGACGGUGUGUCUUAACAAUUUCGAGAUCACCACAAUCUGUGUACUAGCUCGUGAACUCCUCCUUUCUGAGCCCACUCUCUUAGAGUUGGCCGCCCCCAUUAGGGUCGUUGGCGAUAUCUACGGUCAAUAUGCUGAUCUAAUCCGAAUCUUCCAAACAUCCGGAUUUCCGCCGGAAUCGAACUAUCUUUUCCUCGGUAACUAUGUAGACCUGGGUAGGUUGAGCCUAGAAUCCAUCCUCCUACUCCUAUGCUAUAAAAUCAAACACCCGCAGAAUGUCUACCUGCUUCGUGGCAAUCUCGAGUGUGGAAGCGUUUGCAGAGUGUCUAGCUUCUAUGAUGAGUGCAAGCGGCGUCACAAUAAGAAGAUCUGGAAGAAUCUCAUUGACACUUUUGACUGCCUUCCUAUCGCGGCGAUAGUAUCCGGCAAGAUCUUCUGCGUUCACGGCGGGCUAUCUCCUGAUCUAUUAAAUAUGGACGAUAUUCGCGAUAUCCCUCGCCCUACUGAUAUACCCGACUCUGGGCUGCUGACCGAUCUUCUAUGGAGUGACCCGGCAAGUGGUGGUAUGGAGGAAGACUGGAAGCCUAAUGACCGCGGUGUGAGCUACUGUUUCAGUGAAAAGGUCAUCGAAAGCUUUCUGGGCCGAUAUGGCUUUGAUUUGGUGUGCCGGUCUCACAUGGUGGUCAAGGAUGGGGUUGAGUUCUAUCAGGGCCAGACCCUAGUGACCAUCUUCUCAGCUCCGAAUUAUUGCGGCGAGUUCAACAACAUGGGCGCUACCAUGUUCAUUUCAGAGGACCGUAUCUGUAGGUUUGAGUUGAUGGAGCCCCUAGAGUCGACUGCAUUAAAAAAUCACAAGAAGGGUCGAAUAAAGUGA